AUGUCGAACCCGGCCAACGGCGGAUCCAAUGGGUCCAAGGGGCCCAGUCCCAAGAAGAAUAGAGAUGAGAACACAACUUUGGACGCAGCGCGACAAGCGUCGUUGCUGCCCAAUACUAACUCAAAUACUACGAGACCCACCCAUGGUAGCUCUACGGGGCAGGCCGGUGGAUCUAAUACUAAUACCGAAGGCACGGCCUCGCCGCCUCGUGAAGAGUCGACUCGCACAGAGAACGACACGAGUCCAAGCGGUGCACCGCCUCCGACCACAGCACCAACGUCCACCGAGGCAGAAAAGUCAGUCUCGGCAGCGGACCAGUCCAAUCGGAAGAAGGGUAAGGGCAAGGCUGUGAAGCAGGAGAAGCCCGAUUCGAUCGAGGACCAGCGUUCGGGUCUGUACUAUUCCAGCCCCACGCAGAAUCUCGCCGAUGAUAUCCAGAAUAUGCCAGCGGACAGGCAGCCGAGAGACAUCGACGCGGUCAGGCAAUCGGUCGAUCGACGACUCGUUCGGCCCCACACCCCGCACAGAACCAUCCCCGAUUGCGAUGUGGCAGAGGAUGAGGAGAUCAAAGAUGGCGUUGCUCACGCUGAUGUCGGCCCUGAGAUGAAAGAGUUGAAGCGGCAAAAGAAACAGCUGGAGCGCCUGACGAAACAGACUCAGGAAACGCUUGCAAAGCUCAAGAACGAGAUGUUCGAGGCGGAGUGUCUCAAGGAGAGGAUCACAGAGACCUACGAAGACUCCAUACUGCCGAGAGUGCGCGAUGUCGAGAGUGUCUGCCAGAGAAUGAAGUCAGAAGCCCCCUGGAAUUAUGACAUGAAUGCGUUCAAGAAGAGCGUGAAGUCUCAGUUAAAGCAGGGGUUUCAAGAACCGAACAUCCAGGCCUUAGUGAGAGAUAUGCUCAAGCGGUUUGAGUCAGACCAGCGUCAACUCUUGAAAGAGAGUCAGAAUGUAAACUCUCAACAGGCCGCGAGUCUCGAGGAGGCACGGAAGAUAAACUUCCAACUGGCCGCGAGUCUCCAGGAGGCACAGAGGAUAAACUCCCAACAGGCCGCGAGUCUCAAGAAGGCAACGACCGACUUGGCGGCGAUGCGCUCUGCGUUCAGCAAGCUGGAGACGGAUUUGAAGGAUACAGACAAGAAAGUCGACGCCUAUGGCCUUUGGCGCAUGUAUGGCGAUACCCAGGCAUUUGUCAAUCUCAUGACGUGGCAACAUGACCUGUUCGAGAAGGGCUUGAGACCCGGACCGGGGACGCCAUGGGCCAGGUGGACCUCAGAGACCUAUCAGCGGCAAGUCGCAAUUAUGAAAGCGGAUCUUUCAGAGCUGGAGGAAUUGAUUGGUCUCGAAGAUCCAGACCAGCAACAUACGAUCCGUUUCGAAGAACGACUGGAAGCUGCACGGGCAGCGGCCGAGGAGAAGGAGAGGCGCGAGGCAGCCGAUGCAUCCACUGAUACCGUGGCACCAGACGAGGGAACCCCGGCGCCUGGACCAGCCGAUCAACUGCAGACCGCCGGCAACGGCAGCGCUACACAAGCGCCCGCUGGUCGCGGUCUCGGUGGUACAGCUCGCGGCGGCCAUCAAGCGGGUCCAGCUCGCGGCGGCCAACAAGCGGGUCCAGCUCGCGGCGGCCAUCAAGCGGCUACAGCUCGCGGUGGCCAGCACACGAAUACAUCCCGCGGUGGCGGUCCACCACCCAGUGGAUCCCGUGGUUCACCACGCGGCAAUGGACCACCAGUCUCUGCCCCUCGCGGUCCAUCUCGUGGCGGCGGUGCCACGCUUUGGGGGGGAAGAACUCAGUUCUUUCCACCACGCGGUGGUGCUCCUCGCUGA
Molecule: messenger RNA, 1827 nt
Organism: Lecanosticta acicola
Lineage: Eukaryota; Fungi; Ascomycota; Dothideomycetes; Mycosphaerellales; Mycosphaerellaceae
Source: the annotation of a GenBank genome assembly